Messenger RNA from Volvox carteri f. nagariensis, 2199 nucleotides. RefSeq lists its product as uncharacterized. The transcript has 7 exons. The record is from RefSeq and is a predicted model, not a curated record. Bases 1 to 2199 code for a protein of 732 amino acids. NCBI's taxonomy places the organism in Eukaryota, Viridiplantae, Chlorophyta, Chlorophyceae, Chlamydomonadales, Volvocaceae.
AUGUGGUGCCUAUUCGAGGCACACACGGAGGCCAAUGUCGGGCGCGGGGCCACCGUGCGCUUCCGUGGCUACACCCAAGCAGUCAGCCAGCACUUCGUAAAGCGGAAUGCAGGCAAGAGCCUGAAGGUCGGCGCCCGGGCUCUCAAGAAGACCCAUCGGCAUUUCGUCAGCGCGGGCAGUGUCAUGCAGGCGAUGUACAGGAUGCUCCACCUUGGGACUCCACACAAGAUCACGCAGAAGCAGUUCGAUGAGGCGGCGCUCCAGACUGGGUGCAAGGGCCUGACUGCCUUUGCGGCCCUGCCGUACGUCGACCUGUCGUGCCUCUUCACCGUCUCCCUGCCCUGCCCUGCCCUGCUGUUCGGCCUGGUCAGCGACUUUGUGGACUACACGCUGAGGUCGCUCAAAGACAUCAAGCCAGCAGACCCAGAUGCCAAGCUGGUCAUGUCUCGUGAAGCACGCCAGCGGGUCGCGGCCCGCGGCCAGUUCCUGGUCGUGACUUCGGACUUCGGGCGGCGGUACAAAUGCAUCAUGCAGUACCGCAAGAGCUACCGCAUGGAGGACUGGCUGAACUUCGUUGAGACGUUCUCCAGCUACAUCUUCAAGGGGGACGUGCUGCCCGAGGCCUUGCGGGCCCUGUGUUGGAGCCUGUGCAGCACGGUCACGCACUACUUCUGGCUGCGGCCCCCCGAUGAGACCCGUGAGCAGUUCCUGGUGGCAGCCAAGGCGGCUGCAUGCAAGCUCAGAGCUUACACGACCAGGCUGGAGGAGUUGGAGGUGCCGGGCUACAUGUUCACGGUCAACCUGCAUAUCUGCGUAUGCUGGCUGUACUCCGACCUGCCGGUGGAACGCAUGAUGCAGCAAAUGAAGAUGCAAGGCGGAAGGAUGGUGUCACAGGCACCCGAGAAGCACUACGCGCAGUGGCUGUGCCUGAUGCGGGCCUCCGAGUCGCUCACCGAGGCAGACCCCGGGACCGGGGCCAAACACACGACCAACCAGCAGCUUGAGAGGAUGUUGGCACGGCGCGCAGUGAACACCGAGGCUGCCUGGUUUGAUAAACCAGGAGCCAACGGUUACCUGCUUGGACGAGGCCACAUGGUCUACCCAAGUCCAGAACGAGUGGCACAAGUCCGGGCAGCCAUGGCGAGCCUAGUGCACUGGUAUGCCCUGGCAUUCGAGGAUGUGGCUUCCUGGACAUUGGGUCCCAGUGCGAGCUACGAACUGGACACGGACCGCCUGGAUAGGGUUCUCAUGUCUACACCACCUGACUGUCCCAAGGCCCGCUCCUUAUUGCAUGCCGAGGCACUCGACGAGGAGCAGUACUUCGGGGCUGAGUAUGGGCGCCAGCAGCAGCGGAUCUCCUGCUGGGCAUGCUACCAGGCAGAAGUCGGCAACAAGACUCGGACGUAUGCGGCCUACCUCAAGCACUUCGUCCACCUGCCCGCAGAAGAUGGCGCUCAGGAUGUCCGAUUCACUGUCGCAGAUGUGUACUCGGGACAGGUGUUCAGCGAGGGGCUGGUGGUGGUCAACAUGGCGGCCGCCCAGACAGCGAGGGCAGGCAGCCAGUGGGAGAUGUGGCAGGACCUAGGGCUGCCGCUAAGCCACCUGAUUUGCCGCCUUAAGGCAAGCUUGUGUAUGGCCCUCUACAAGACGGGGGGCCCUGACGAGGAUACCACCAACUACGAUGCGUUCAAGGAGUGGGUCGGCGAGGUGCCAAGAGCGGCUAAGGGCGCAGCUGGCAAGCGCAGGCGGGGUGGCGGUGAUGACGACGACCUGGGUGCGAGGUCGGGGUGCAAGGUUGGAAAUAAACGGCAGAAGGGGAACAAGGGCGCAGGCCGGGGCAGGGGUGCAAGCAAGGGGACCACCAGAGGGCGUGGACACAGCAGCGGCAGGAGAACUGGGCGCGGGACAGGGCGCGUGGACAGCAACACAGGCGGUGGAGCCGAGGAGGCAUUGGUGUAUGGAGAGAACGAUGCAAUUCAGGACGAGGAUACCACCAACUACGAUGCGUUCAAGGAGUGGGUCGGCGAGGUGCCAAGAGCGGCUAAGGGCGCAGCUGGCAAGUGCAGGCGGGGUGGCGGGGCCCCUGGUGCCAGUGCUCGUCCUUUCCUGGGACAAGCCACCCACAGCGUGACACCCCAUCAGGAUGUUACACUAUGGGCAGUUCAUCCAGAGAAAUUUUCAAUUGUUGACAGCUGUUAG